AUGGAUGUGGCAGGCCCCGCCCCCAGCCUCCAGAACGGCGAUCUCGGCGGCGCCGUUUCCAUGACGACACAGCUCCUGGCCUGGGCGACUGCACUGCUGUGCCGCGGUGGCGGCAGCGCCUGUAUGAGCCGGGCAGGGACUGCGGCUGGGCCGCGGCCCACCAGCUCGGGGGUCUCUAGCACCCGGCUCGCGACGCGCGCCCGCCCGCGCCCGCCCCCGGUCCCGGGCGGUGCGGUCUCAGCGCAGCAAAGCCAGCACCAGGGGCUGGACGCGGCGCAGAAGCGGGUCCUGGACCUGGAGAAGAGCCUGCAAUUCCUGCAGCAGCAGCACUCGGAGACGCUGUACAAGCUCCACGAGGAGAUCGACCACCUGAAGCGGGAGAACAAGGAUCUCCACUACAAGCUGAUUAUGAAUCAGAAGCCACCCAAAAAAGGCAGCUUGUCCACGUGCAGCAUGCAGUCCAAGUCCAUCUCCAAUUCGACAGUGUCGGGCAUCUCUCAAGGCAAAGCCAAGGGCCUGUCCAGCUCCAAGAGGCACGAUUCCAAAGCCGAAGCCCCCCAGAAGCGCUCCUUGGAGGAGGAACCCCCGAGCCUGAGCCUUCUGCACAAGCAGGGGCAGGAGGCCCAGGGCCAGGCCAGAGACGAAGACUCAGAAGCCUAUAGUGUGGGAGCCAUUCCCUGGGGGAGCAGCCAACCCAAGGGCCGGCUGGCCGCCUUUCCUCCAAGCCUGCCCCCACACAUGCGCAAGCCCACCACUGUGCAGCAGUGCGAGGUGGUCAUCCGCCAGCUGUGGAAUGCCAACGUCCUCCAAGCCCAAGAGCUGCAGCAUCUCAAGGCCCUGCUGGACGGAAGCCAGCAGUCCCAGGCGGCCCUCCAGGAGCCAGGGCCCAGCUUGCCCAAGGACCAGGAGGUCACGCAGUUCCCCAAGGUCACAGCCAAGGGGCUCUCUAAGAAAUGCCUGAUCCUGAGCCCAGGGCCCAUGGACAGAGCCAUCCUGCCUGCCCUGAAGCAAAGCCUCAAGAGCAACUUCACCGAGCGCCAGAAGCGCCUGCAAGUGGUGCAGAACCGCCGCCUGCACCGCUCGGUGCUCUGACCCAGGCAGCCAGGGAACCCCGCUCCACACCCCACCCCCACCCCCACCCCGGACUUCCAGGCCAGCUGGAUUCCUAGAGAUGACUCUCGGUGGAUAAAGUACUAGACCUCACUGAGAAUUCCCUUUAUUUUCUUGCUCAGAUUUAACGGUCCCUCGUAGUCACAGAAGCACAGUAAGAUAGGAUGGAAAUUAAACCUUGUUUCUUUAACUCA
Messenger RNA from Echinops telfairi (small Madagascar hedgehog), 1304 nucleotides. It is a transcript of the gene CCDC74B, whose product is annotated as coiled-coil domain containing 74B. The coding region runs from base 1 to 1092 and encodes 363 amino acids. The record is from RefSeq and is a predicted model, not a curated record. Lineage: Eukaryota; Metazoa; Chordata; Mammalia; Afrosoricida; Tenrecidae. The transcript is spliced from 9 exons.